GUGAACGGUGUGGACAUGAAGUUGCCAGUGGUGCUUGAUGGAGGCAAGAUCCGUGUCUCCCAGCAUGGGUCUGAUGUUGUGAUUGAAACUGAUUUUGGGUUGCGAGUGACCUUUGACCUCAUGUACCAUGUGCGGGUCACCAUCCCAGGCAGCUACUAUCAGCAGAUGUGUGGUCUGUGUGGGGACUACAAUGGGGACCCCAAGGAUGACUUUCAGAAGCCCGAUGGCUCACAGGCAGCCAACCCCAGUGAGUUUGGUAACUCCUGGGAGGAAGCUGUGCCCGACUCUCCCUGUGCGCCAGUGCCUCCUUGCCCAGGAGACAACUGUGGCCCUGAGUGCAGCCCAGAUCUGGAGAAUAAGUAUCGCGAGAUAGGCUUCUGUGGGCUGAUAACCAAGCCCACAGGGCCACUGGCUGCCUGCCACCAGCUGCUGGACCCCCAGGGUCCCUUGCAAGACUGCGUGUUUGAUCUCUGCCUGGGUGGCGGGAACCUGAGCAUUCUCUGCGACAACAUCCACGCCUAUGUGAGCGCCUGCCAGGCAGCUGGGGGGAAAGUGGAGCCCUGGAGGACGGAAACUUUCUGUCCGAUGGAGUGCCCCCCUCACAGCCACUAUGAGGUCUGCGCAGACACUUGCUCCCUGGGCUGCUGGGCUCUCAGCACACCCCAGAAGUGCCCAGAAGGGUGCGCAGAGGGCUGUGAAUGUGAACCUGGCUUCCUGUACAAUGGCAAAGCCUGCGUGCCCAUGCAGGAAUGUGGCUGCUACCACAAUGGGGUCUACUAUGAGCCAGAGGAGUCAGUGCUCAUUGAAAACUGCCAGCAGCAUUGUGUGUGCCAUGCAGGCAAAGGCAUGGUGUGCCAGGAUCACAGCUGCAAGCCAGGACAGGUGUGCGAGCCCUCGGGAGGCGUCCUGACCUGCGUCACCAAAGACCCAUGCCACAAUAUCACCUGCCGGCCACAGGAGACCUGCAAAGUGCAAGAUGGUCAGGGCGUGUGUGUGCCCAACUAUAACUCCACGUGCUGGCUGUGGGGUGACCCUCACUACCACUCCUUUGACGGCUGGAGCUUUGACUUCCAGGGCACCUGCAGCUACCUGCUGGCAGGAACCACCUGUCCUGGGGUCAGUGCUGAGGGCCUGACUCCCUUCACUGUCACAACCAAGAAUGAGAACCGGGGCAACCCUGCCGUGUCCUAUGUGAGACUAGUCACUGUGACCGCCCUCGGCAACAACAUCUCCAUCCACAAGAAUGAGAUUGGCAAAGUCCGGGUGAAUGGAGUCCUCACAGCCUUGCCUGUCCACUUGGCUGGUGGGAGGAUUUCAGUGGUUCACGGAGGCUCAAAGGCGGUGGUGCAGACUGACUUCGGGCUUCAGGUCACUUAUGACUGGAACUGGAGGGUAGAGGUCAUACUGCCCAGUAGCUACCAUGGUGCAGUGUGUGGGCUCUGCGGAAACAUGGACAAAAACCCCAAAAAUGACCAAGUCUUCCCUAAUGGCACGUUGGCACCCUCAAUACCCACCUGGGGCGGCAGCUGGCAGGUUCCAGGGUGGGACCCUCUUUGCUGGAAUGAAUGUCAGGGGUCCUGUCCAAUGUGCCCAGAGGACCGAGUGGAGGAAUAUGGGGGCCCUGGCUUCUGUGGCCCUCUGGCUCCUGGCUCAGGGGGCUCCUUUGCCAAGUGCCAUGCCCAUGUGCCUCCUGAAAGCUUCUUCAAGGGCUGUGUGCUGGAUGUCUGCCUGGGUGGUGCCAACAAAGACAUACUGUGCCAAGCACUGGCUGCCUAUGCUGCUGCAUGCCAGGCUGCAGGCAUCAAGAUCGAGGACUGGAGGACUCAGGCUGGUUGUGGUGAGUGGUGGUGAGCAGGGCAGGGGGUGGCACAUGGC
Molecule: messenger RNA, 1875 nt
Organism: Psammomys obesus (fat sand rat)
Lineage: Eukaryota; Metazoa; Chordata; Mammalia; Rodentia; Muridae
Gene: Fcgbp
Product: Fc gamma binding protein
Exons: 5
Cellular component (GO): extracellular matrix
Molecular function (GO): protein binding
Source: RefSeq, a predicted model, not a curated record